GCUGCUGCUGCUACUGCGGGGCUCGCAGCUGCCUUCGCCUUCGCCUUCUCCCGGCUCCGCAAAGACCACAGCGUCUCAGGCCGCGCCGCUCCCGGCGCCCCGCUCCCGGCCCGAGCCCGGCUUUGACUUACGCACUGCGCAGUCGCCGAGGGCGCGACGUCGGGCGGCGCCGCAACGCCCCCUCCGGCCUCGAGCGCCCCCGGGCGGCCGGGCGGACUCAGGACGCUGGAAUCGCGCGAGACAGAACGUAGUGGGCUCCCCGCGAAAAACGGGAGCCGGGGUCACUUCCUCUUCCUCCAUCUGCGGCUCACCGGCGCUCAGCUGCUUAGGCUGGCGGCUACACAGUCUUCCUGGAGCUACAUACGCCCACUGUCAACGACCACUUCCUCAGCUCCUCAUAAAGCUUAUUUUUGCGAGAGGCCUGGAGCUGACUUUGUGCGGCCGAGUCUUUCAUACUUGAGAGGCGCGCAUAGCCUCAUUUUGGCAUCUCUUGAAGCAAAGCAAGUGUGAGGAUGUUCCAGAGCAAGAGGGUUCAGCCUGGAGUUAAAUCCCAGCGCCACUACUCAGGGCCCUGCGCCUGGGUUUUCUCACACAUUAAAACAAUAUGAAAUAAAACAUGAGCUGGA
Messenger RNA from Chinchilla lanigera (long-tailed chinchilla), 626 nucleotides. RefSeq names its product translation initiation factor IF-2-like. NCBI's taxonomy places the organism in Eukaryota, Metazoa, Chordata, Mammalia, Rodentia, Chinchillidae. The record is from RefSeq and is a predicted model, not a curated record.